Messenger RNA from Crotalus tigris (Tiger rattlesnake), 1097 nucleotides. It is a transcript of the gene SMIM12, whose product is annotated as small integral membrane protein 12. The record is from RefSeq and is a predicted model, not a curated record. NCBI's taxonomy places the organism in Eukaryota, Metazoa, Chordata, Lepidosauria, Squamata, Viperidae. The coding region runs from base 162 to 443 and encodes 93 amino acids. The transcript has 2 exons.
CCGCCAAUGGGCAGCCCUGGGCGGAGAGCAGCGGCGGCGGCCAAUGAAGCGGCGGCAGGAAGCGGAGCUAGGGCGCACGCGGAGCCCGCUGGAGGGGCUUGGCCUGGCUUGGCGGCGGCCCCGCUGGAGGAGGAGGAGGAGAGGAGAUCCCGCUUGGCGUCAUGUGGCCCAUCUUCUGGGCCAGCAUACGGACCUAUGCUCCUUACGUUACCUUCCCCGUAGCCUUUGUGGUUGGGGUGGUGGGCUACAACCUCGAGUGGUUCAUCCGGGGCAAGCCCCCUCCGCAGACCCCCGAGGACGAGAAGAGCAUUUCAGAACGGCGUGAGGACCGUAAGCUCCAAGAGAGUGUUGGGAAAGACCUUACCCAAGUGGUCAGCCUGAAGGACAAGCUGGAAUUUGCCCCCAAAGCAGUUCUCAACCGGAACCGGCCUGAGAAGAAUUAAGGAAGCUGGUUAUUUUUAUUGCUAGCUGGUUAGAUUUUCUUUUAUUUGAGGUCUGAAUUCUUUGAUUUUGAAUAUUGGUUUCCAGCCGGUGUUGAGCCCAUCAGCCCAUGCAAAGUAUGUUUGCUGUUCUCUCCAGCUCUGGCAGAUUUCUGCAGCUGCUGAGAUCCCGCGGAGAUGAAGAUGGAUUUUAUGAAUCUUGAUAUUUGACUUUGGAAUCUCCCCUCUUCCAUAAAAUGUUGUUUAUCCUCUAAUGGAAUGGCCUCCGAAGCUCAAUUAAUGGACAUCUAAAAGAUUAGUUCACAUCCAAGGCAGGAUUUGGCUGUUAAAGGGAAGGCAGGAAUUUGGCUCUUAAAGGGACUCUCGCAAAGUAUAUAGACCUCUUUUAAGGGAAGGUCUUUUCUUCAAAUAGCUUGUAGACUUUUUGACUCUGGACAGGCAAAUGAAAAACUGUUCCUGUUUCUGCUGGAAACCUCACUUCAAGGGGGACGUUCUUGGCUGCUGCCAGAGGCCACUGUUGAACCAUAUUUGCACUGUCACCUCUCAGGAAAUUGUGUAUUUCUUUCCCUGGAAAUUUCUGUUGGGGACAUUGUGCUGGAUUUUUAUUUUUUAUUUUAGAACACCAAUCCACUGCUGAAAUUAAAGAUUUAAAUCCGU